CGCACAUCAUCACGGAGUCUAGAACCAAAACUUGCACAUCCCUACUACUUUAUAUAAACUCCCCCAAAUAAUCAAGAAAAUUAGAGAAUCAAGAAACCAACACAUCAAAUAUUCUUCUUUCCCUUUUGUUCCAUUUCCUUUACCAUUAAUCAUGUCUCGUUUAACUAAGCAACUAACAUUCUUCUUGUUCUUGGUGAUCUCAACUCCACUAGUACAAAUUGAAGCAAGAAAAAGCAAGUUUAUGAUCAUUCCUGCAUCUCCUGCACCAGCUCCAACUCCAAUCAAUGAAAUUAGUUUUCCUCCAUUUUCAUCCUUUACUCCAACUCCAUCACCAACACCAACACCAACACCAACAUCAGCACCAACACCGUUUUUUAAUGAUUUCGCGUUUCCUCCAUUGUCAUCUUUAAGUCCAACACCAGCACCAGUAGGUAGUGAUCAAGAUCCUGAUGUGAACGGUGUACCGGCGCCUGCAGUGGCACCAAUAGGGAGUGGUCAAGAUCCAGAAGAAGGUGGCAUUGAAGCACCAGCACCACUUUUAACUGAUACUCCUUAUGGACUUUAUGGUCCUCAUUCUCAGGAAAUUCCUUCAACUGUCACAAAUCUUGAUGAGGUUGAAACUCAAACUCCUGCCGAGGAAUUCCAAGGUGCUAGAUUUAAUACAGAUGAGUCCUACAAUAACAAUGGUUAUGAUUCCAACAACAAUGGCUACUCGGAGAAUAACAACAACAAGAACAACAAUGGCUACUCGGAGAAUUACAACAACAACAACAACAAUGGCUACUCCGAGAAUUACAACAACAACAACAAUGGCUACUCGGAGAAUAACAACAACAAGAACAACAAUGGCUACUCGGAGAAUAACAACAACAAGAACAACAAUGGCUACUCGGAGAAUAACAACAACAAGAACAACAAUGGCUACUCGGAGAAUAACAACAACAAGAACAACAAUGGCUACUCGGAGAAUAACAACAACAAGAACAACAAUGGCUACUCGGAGAAUAACAACAACAAGAACAACAAUGGCUACUCGGAGAAUAACAACAACAAGAACAACAAUGGCUACUCGGAGAAUAACAACAACAAGAACAACAAUGGCUACUCGGAGAAUAACAACAACAAGAACAACAAUGGCUACUCGGAGAAUAACAACAACAAGAACAACAAUGGCUACUCGGAGAAUAACAACAACAAGAACAACAAUGGCUACUCGGAGAAUAACAACAACAAGAACAACAAUGGCUACUCGGAGAAUAACAACAACAAGAACAACAAUGGCUACUCGGAGAAUAACAACAACAAGAACAACAAUGGCUACUCGGAGAAUAACAACAACAAGAACAACAAUGGCUACUCGGAGAAUAACAACAACAAGAACAACAAUGGCUACUCGGAGAAUAACAACAACAAGAACAACAAUGGCUACUCGGAGAAUAACAACAACAAGAACAACAAUGGCUACUCGGAGAAUAACAACAACAAGAACAACAAUGGCUACUCGGAGAAUAACAACAACAAGAACAACAAUGGCUACUCGGAGAAUAACAACAACAAGAACAACAAUGGCUACUCGGAGAAUAACAACAACAAGAACAACAAUGGCUACUCGGAGAAUAACAACAACAAGAACAACAAUGGCUACUCGGAGAAUAACAACAACAAGAACAACAAUGGCUACUCGGAGAAUAACAACAACAAGAACAACAAUGGCUACUCGGAGAAUAACAACAACAAGAACAACAAUGGCUACUCGGAGAAUAACAACAACAAGAACAACAAUGGCUACUCGGAGAAUAACAACAACAAGAACAACAAUGGCUACUCGGAGAAUAACAACAACAAGAACAACAAUGGCUACUCGGAGAAUAACAACAACAAGAACAACAAUGGCUACUCGGAGAAUAACAACAACAAGAACAACAAUGGCUACUCGGAGAAUAACAACAACAAGAACAACAAUGGCUACUCGGAGAAUAACAACAACAAGAACAACAAUGGCUACUCGGAGAAUAACAACAACAAGAACAACAAUGGCUACUCGGAGAAUAACAACAACAAGAACAACAAUGGCUACUCGGAGAAUAACAACAACAAGAACAACAAUGGCUACUCGGAGAAUAACAACAACAAGAACAACAAUGGCUACUCGGAGAAUAACAACAACAAGAACAACAAUGGCUACUCGGAGAAUAACAACAACAAGAACAACAAUGGCUACUCGGAGAAUAACAACAACAAGAACAACAAUGGCUACUCCGAGAAUUACAACAACAACAACAAUGGCUACUCCAAGAAUUACAACAACAAUGGCUACUCCAAAAAAAUCAACAAUAAUGUUACAACAAAUUACAACAACAAUAAUAACAAUAAUGUUUUCUCCGAGAAUUACAACAACAAUAACAACAAUGCUUUCUCCGAGAACUACAACAACAAUAAUGUUUUCUCCGAGAAUUACAACAAAAACAAUAACAACAAUGCUUUCUCCGAGAACUACAACAACAAUAAUGUUUUCUCCGAGAAUUACAACAAAAACAAUAACAACAAUGCUUUCUCUGAGAAUUACAACAACAAAAACAACAAUGCCUACUCUGAGAACUACAAUCAAGCUAGCAGCUACAAUAACAAUGGCAAUACGGUGGAGAGGCAAGGAUUAAGUGAUACAAGAUUCUUGGAGAAUGGCAAGUACUAUUAUGAUAUCAAGAAUGAGAAUCCCAACCACAACAAUGGCUACUCCGAGAACUACAAUCAUGUUAGCAGCUACAAUAACAAUAACAAUAUGGUGGAAAGGCAAGGAUUGAGUGACACAAGAUUCUUAGAUAAUGGCAACUACUUUUAUAGUAACAAUGGUGAGAAAAUGUCAAUGGAAGAAUCUGAAAGACAGCAGGAAUAUCCAAAUACUGAAGAUCAGUAUGAACUUCCUUGAAGACUAACAUUAUCAGUUGGCUUAAAGAAGAGGGACAAAUGCAGGGAACAUGGAAAUAGAUUUAAUUUACAGAGUUUGAUUGAAUUUUUAAGUUAUUUUGAGUGUUUGUUCAUUAGUUCCACUUGCGUCUGCAAACACCUUUUUUUCUUUUUUAUAGUUCUGCAAAUCAGACCGAGGGAACUUUGUGUUGUUUAACACUUUCGGAUUUUUGAAACUUAUUAUAAUGAUCUUGAUGCUU
Nicotiana tabacum (common tobacco) is the source of this 3164-nucleotide messenger RNA. The record is from RefSeq and is a predicted model, not a curated record. Lineage: Eukaryota; Viridiplantae; Streptophyta; Magnoliopsida; Solanales; Solanaceae.